Xyrauchen texanus (razorback sucker) is the source of this 5853-nucleotide messenger RNA. RefSeq names its product synaptopodin 2-like protein. The record is from RefSeq and is a predicted model, not a curated record. Gene Ontology annotation, cellular component: Z disc; nucleus; actin cytoskeleton. Gene Ontology annotation, biological process: positive regulation of actin filament bundle assembly. NCBI's taxonomy places the organism in Eukaryota, Metazoa, Chordata, Actinopteri, Cypriniformes, Catostomidae. Gene Ontology annotation, molecular function: actin binding.
AUGAAGGAAGGAGGGCCUGGAUCUAGACCACUCACCCUCACCCACCAACCCAGCAUUCCGAGAGAGAGAGAGAGAGAGUGUGGGAGAGGCUGUUCUCACUUGCGCCCACCCCCUUUUGCUCACCCCACACUUCACAUGCUUUUGACCCAUGGGGACAGAGUGGUGGCAGAGGAGGUAGUGGUGACUCUUUCAGGAGGUGCACCAUGGGGUUUCCGAUUACAGGGAGGAGCUGAGCACCAAAUGCCCCUCCAAGUGUCAAAGGUGAGAAAGUGCAGUAAGGCAUGCAGGGCAGGGCUCAGAGAGACUGAUGAGCUGGUGUCAAUCAAUGACGUCUCCUGUGGAAUACUGUCUCAUGCUGAAGCUAUGAAACUCAUCGAUAGUGGCAAAGGAACCCUCCACCUGCGAAUCAAAAGGGCCCCAGCUGCUUAUCAACCAUUUGUGCUUCUGGGUCGAGCCCCCUCCCCUCAUAUCGUUAAGGAGUACCGGGCAGCGUUGAGAACUCUGUCGCCUCCACUUACCUCUAAACCACCUGGUGUUAACAGAGCAUCGCUCAUGUCCGCCACUGGUGGCCUAAAGUGCCUUACGUCCCGUCCAGACAGUGAGGCGUACUAUGGAGAGACAGACAGUGACGCUAAUGUGGCAGCAAAAGAGAGGCAGCGAAGACAGAGACGACGAAGCCCAAGUAGCUCACCUGCCAAGUGUCCUAGCCAAGCCUCCUUGCAGGAGGAGGAGACUUCAGGAACGAGUGGCUAUGAGAGUACCCAGGAUGUGUGCAUAUACCCCCAAAACAUAUCUGCUGGAUCUGAUCUAGAUGGAAUAGGGACUCAGAAACAGCACGCAAUGUCCGGGGUGGCCUGCAGAGAGGUGGUCCACCAGCCCUCGCAUGCUGAGUGGUCGCACCAAGCAGGAAAUUCCUCUGAGAAUUCCGACCAAAGUCUAACAGGAGCUGCUGAAGUGGACAGUGCCUUCCAAGAGCCCCCCACUGUCCCACCUCCUCUGGUUUCUCCAGAACGGUUCAAAGAGGCUCUCAUGCUGGCAUCUCACAGACAGAUGGUACCCAUGGUGGAUAACCCAGUGGAUGAAGAACUUAGUGUCACAUACAUGGACAAGGCCAAGCAAGCUAAGCUUCACAGGGGUGAGAGUUUACAGGAUAAUCAGGUGAAGGAGGCUCGAUCCAAGUGCCAAACCAUUGCCUCACUCUUGACUGAUGCUCCUAACCCUCACUCCAAAGGUGUGCUUAUGUUUAAGAAGCGACGGCAGCGUGCCAAAAAGUACACUCUUACCUGUUUUGACAGUGUAGACGGAGAAAGCUACAGUAACACAGUGGAAGAAACUGAGGAUGAAAGCUUGUUUCCUGGAAGCGAGUCUGAGCUUGACAAGGAAGUGUUUUAUGCUGCUCCAGACCCUACCUGGGAUAGUGGUUACCUGGACAUUCUAGACAAGAGAACUUCAGCAUUCAUUGUGCCUGACAGAUAUGUGGAGACCAGCCCGGGCCUGAACGCAACCUCAGGCAAAGGAGCCAAGCUUUUUGAACAACAGAGGAAAAGAUCAGAAGAACAUACAUCAAAACCUGUUACACCCACCUCCUUCUCCAUGCCACAGCAACAAGGAUACUCAACCCUGACAUAUACCCCAGUUACUCCAGUUACUCCCCUAACUUCUCAUAAUACUAGUAUGGUGAACUUGGAACCAUUGGUGGUGAGCAGGACAAGUGUUGUGUUAUCCUCUCUGGGCCAGACGCCAAUGCCAUCCAUGGCAGGAACAUUUUUAGAGCAAGUAGACUCAUCGGCUGCCAGCUCAGUGCACAACAGAACUGCCAGGCCAUUUGCCCCUGGCUGUGUGAACCACAGAGCAGCAACUGCUCCGGUUGUCUUCAGGCCCAACGCUGCCAAGAAGACUGGAUCCCAGGCUCUGUCCGUGGCCUUUUCCCCUGCUGGCUCGGAGAGGAAGAAAGCCAUCUCUAUAACAUCUCUGUAUAUCCCUGCCAGACCAGCUACCUUUAAUGGUCCUUCUAUGCUUUCUCCAUCAUCUUUAACUUCAGGUCCAUUUUCUCCUCCCCCUUUAAAUGCCUCACUUUUCUCCCCAACCCAUUCCAGCCCCUCUGCCCCUUUUUCUCCAUCAUCUUCUCAUGUAUCAUCCUUGAAUUUACCUUCUGGCAUGACCCAACCUUAUUCUCAAUCUCAAACACAGGCAAUGCCCCUCAGUCCUCCUUACCACAUGGGUUCUUCACAAUACCAGUCACAUCUACCAGUUCAUAUGCCUGCACAGCCCUUCUCUCCCCCAUUUGCAAAUGCCCCAGCCCCUACCUCUUCCCUUGCCCCUGCUCCUGUCCCAGAUCCUACCCCAGCCCUUGUCCAUGCCAAUGCUCCUGAAACACUAAAUGUGCAAUCUUCCCCACCCCACAAAGUACCUUUCAACCCAUACAUCUCUGUAGCAACAACUACCCCAGGAACUUUAGAUGCACCAGUGGCCCAGCAGUACCCCCUCUCCAAAACCACUGAUGGCAUCUCUUCUCGAGAGCAGCGGGUUUCAGUACCUGCCACCCGCACUGGCAUCCUGCAGGAGGCCUGUCGUCGUGGAACCAAGAAACCAAUGUUCAAUAUUAAAGAGGAGAAGAAGCCUCCAUCUUACAACCCUGAACUUCUGUCUCUAGUGCAGAACCUGGAUGACAAGUUUCACUCAGGUUUUGAGGCAGGGUUUGAGUUUGGCCCUGAGGAAGAUUUCCUCAAUCUGGGCGCUGAGGCUUGUAACUUCAUGCAGGCACAGAGAAAUAGGAUGCCACCUCCAGUAACUCCCAAACCAGCUCAUCCAGCUCCUGAGAUUUCCCAGAUGCGAGGUAAAGGAGCAGAGUUGUUUGCACGUAGACAGAGCCGCAUGGACCGCUUUGUGGUGGAUAAACAGCCCAAGUCUCCUGCACAACCUCGUGAUCCUUCACCCACACCCUCCCUCCCAACUAACUGGAAACUCUCUCCAAACAUCCGAGCCCCACCACCCAUUAAUUAUAAUCCACUGCUAUCACCAUCAUGCCCCCCAGUGGCCCAGCGUGGCAGCAAGGCCAAUGAUGCCUCAAAAGUUGGGGUUAAAACAGUGUCUGGUCAGCACAAACAGGGCAUAAAGGCUCUUGACUUUGUGAGCAGGCAGCCAUACCAGCUUAAUUCCUCCUUGUUCAUCUAUGGCAGUGGAGUUCCUCAGUCCAACACCACUUAUCAACAGCAGCAGAAUGGUGUCAGCUUGACAGGCACUUCCCUAAACAUGCCAAAGCAGGACAGCAUGACAGGCACUUCCCUUAACAUGCCAAAGCAGGUCCCUGUUAAAGCAAGCCGUGUGUACGAAAUCAAACGUUCCUCCACACCCACUCCCAUGUCUGCACCUACAGCCCUGACCCCUACUGUAAUUUCCCCUCGCUCUGCCACCACUCUUGGCGAGCCGAUGUGGUGUAGGGAUGUCACUUCUCCGCCUCCUGUUGCUCCACGAUCUGCAGCGCCAUUCUCCCCACCACCUCCAGCCCCGACAGCAGCCCUACCCACACUUCCCAAAAUGUCAACUGCCUCUGUGCUUAAUUCAGUGCCUAUCGCACAACCCUCUCCUAUACAAGUCUACACCCCAUUCCAGGCAGCCAAGCAGAUUAAGAGUGCCCCUGAGCUAAAUCCCCUGUCUGCUGGUAUGCAGUCCUCGUUGUCUGGGAGCAGUCCAAACCUGUGGGUACCCAGACCCCGCUUCAGUACAUCAAGCAUAGGGCUUCAACCGAAUGUGUGGAGGCCUGGUUCCAUCCUUCUCUGAGAAUCCAUUGUGACAUUUACUACCACCCAAGGCAAGAGCAAUGAAGUGCUUGAGCUUGGUUCUGUUAAAUUAAUCUUUCUACAGUUACAGAAAAACUUCAGUCAUAGAGAUGUCAUAUAUUUUGCAUGUUCAAAGUUAUAGCAAGUUUUUUUGCUCACUCAGUUAUACAAAUAUUAAGAAAGAGUACGCAACAAUAAUAUAGAUAAUCUCCAUCUGUACAUUUUACAAAUGUAUUAUUCAAUGCCUUCAAAAUUUUGAGCAAGAUAUUUACUGUUUGUACCACUGUGCGCACAAGUUGAUUCACUGUUCUAUAUCUGUUUGCAUCUCAUUUGUUUUGCACAAGAUGAACAUGCAUGUUGAACUAACAGAAAAAAAUAAUUACACAUCCACUACUUGUGAGAAAAGCUAUAUAAAAUAAUGGCAUUAAUGUCUGAUAAUGAUCUGUUCUGAUGUAUUCACAUGGGGCCACAUGGAAGUUAAGUGAGAAUGAUCAAUGGUGGUGUUAUAUUUUUCUUGGGGCCACAAAGAAGGAGUGAUAAAGGGUGAGAAAUUGAAUUAUGACAGAAUCCGAUUGUUACAAGAUAGUGGAGGGCAGAAUCAUUUAUGAUUUGUGUACAAGUGUUAUAGAAUGUUCGACAGAGAUGUAUUUCCUAAAAUGACAGAGUCUCAGCAACAAAGAGAUGAAAGAGGUAUACAAAGAAUGUGACAGAUCUUUAGAAGAAUAUCACAGCUCUGUAGGUCCAUACAAUGCAAGUGAAUGGUGAUUAUGCCUUUGAAGCUCCAAAAAUAAUCCAUCAGACUCCAGUGGUUUAAUCAAUGUCUUCUGAAGCGAUCCAGUUGGUUUUGGUUGAGAACAGAUCAAAAUAUAACUCCUUAAUCACUGUACAUCUUGCAUUACAGUCUCUAGGUGCAAUCAUGACUUCAAGCUCGAUUACACUCCCUAGUGCUUGACGCAUGCGCAGAGCAUUAGAUGGCGCUAUAGGAAGUGUAAUCAAGCUUGAAAUCGUGAUCAACAAGGAACUGCUGUCAUAAAAAGAGUUAUAUUUUGGUGCGUUCUCACCUAAAUUUAAACUUUAUCAGCUUUUUGAAGCUUCAAACGCCUGAUCACCAUUCACUUGCAUUGUGUGGACCUACAGAUAUUCUUCAAAAAUUCUUUGUCUGUGAUGGAAUGAGGAUGAGUAAAUGAUGAGAGACUUUUCAUUUUUGGGUGGAUUAACCCUUUAAACUAUCCACACUGUGGUUGGACUUCAGGCCUCUGUUUGAGAAAAUGUUUGACGAGGUUAGAAUGGAUGCGUGAUUCAUGUGCUCAUUUCAUCCAUAUAAUGCUGCUUAUGCUGAGGCUGAGUUUGAGUGAGCAUUUAGACAAGCAAGUGAACUCCACUGUGGGGAACUGUACUGGGACUUUUAAAUAUCACAGCUUGGAAAAAACACUUUAUGUCAUAUUAUGUAAAUGUGGCAUCUGACCACAUUUCCUGUUCAUAUUGUGAAUGAUGCUUCUGCCAAACAAGCAUGAAAUCCACUUGAAUCAUUGUGUGAGCUGUUUAACAGCAUUUGUGAAAUUGCCUAGUUGAACUUUGCUUGUUUUCUGAGAAAUAAAAUCAAUGCACUCUAUAUACAAUAUGCAAUAGUGGGUGCCAUUUCUCUUCUAAGGAUAAGAAGGUUGAUCGGAUGUAAAAAUAUACCUGUAAAAAAACAAAUAGGUAGGUUAAUGACAGAGGCAUUUUGAAAUGUGACCUAUGAAGCAAGAGAUAACAUUUUAAAGCAAAGAUAGAGGGAAAAGCGAAUCAGUGACAUUUUGACUUUGGCCAUUACGUAGUGUUUAACACUAAAUGUUCAUUUUCUUUUUAAGUGGUAAUUAUUUAGUAAAGGUGUUUUAUAUUUGCUUUACAUUUUGUGAAAACAUAAUUAACUAAUUUCAGUUAAUGACACUUAAUGUAGUAUUAAUGCUUUGGGAUAUUUGAGGAUUGUAGUGGAAUUAUAUACUUUAGAUGCAAAUGGUGAGAAAAGUACAAUGGGUUUCUGGAUUCUUGGGUGUGGGAAGAUGAGAACUAAUUUGUACUGUCUGAGACAUUA